Suncus etruscus (white-toothed pygmy shrew) is the source of this 2509-nucleotide messenger RNA. It is a transcript of the gene DHX58, whose product is annotated as DExH-box helicase 58. Gene Ontology annotation, biological process: positive regulation of interferon-beta production; response to virus; innate immune response. The transcript is spliced from 13 exons. NCBI's taxonomy places the organism in Eukaryota, Metazoa, Chordata, Mammalia, Eulipotyphla, Soricidae. Gene Ontology annotation, cellular component: cytoplasm. Gene Ontology annotation, molecular function: hydrolase activity; ATP binding; double-stranded RNA binding. The record is from RefSeq and is a predicted model, not a curated record. Bases 91 to 2133 code for a protein of 680 amino acids.
CGGAAAGGGAAACCAAGCUCUGUUGUUUUCGGCAAGGCACCCAGCAAACGUAGAGCAGCUGCCCUGCAGGUCAGUGGGCCCUGCCAGUCAAUGGAGGUGUGCAGUAUGGCUCUGCGACCCUACCAGUGGGAGGUGAUCAUGCCCGCCCUGGAGGGCAAGAAUAUUAUUAUUUGGCUGCCCACGGGCACCGGCAAGACCCGAGCAGCUGCCUACGUAGCCAAGAGGCAUUUGGAGACUGUGGAUGGAGCCAAAGUGGUUGUAUUGGUCAACAGGGUGCACCUGGUAACUCAGCAUUAUGAGGAGUUUAGCAGCGUGCUAGACAAACACUGGGCCAUUGAAACCCUGAGUGGAGACAUGGGACCACGAGCGGGCUUUGGCCACCUGGCCCGGAAAAGCGACAUGCUCAUCUGCACAGCUGAACUGCUCCAAUUGGCCCUGAGCAGCCAGGAGCAGGAGGAGCACGUGGAGCUCAACGACUUCUCCUUGCUCGUGGUGGAUGAAUGUCACCACACGCAUAAAGACACUGUCUACAACAUCAUCCUGAGCCAGUACAUAGAGCAGAAACUCCAUGGGACGAAGCGUCUGCCCCAGGUGUUGGGUCUCACAGCGUCCCCAGGCACUGGAGGGGCCUCUACGCUCAAAGGGGCCAUCAACCACAUUCUACAGCUCUGUGCCAACCUGGAUACAUGGCGUAUCAUGUCACCCCAGAAGAGUCUCCCUCAGCUACAGGAAUUCAACCACCCACCCUGCAAGAAGUAUGACCUCUGCCAAAAGCGCAGUCAGGACCCCUUUGGGGACAUGCUGAAGAACCUUAUGGACCAAAUCCAUGACCACAUGGAGAUGCCCACGUUGAGUCGGGACUUUGGGACACAGACAUAUGAGCAGCAGGUGGUGGAGCUGAGUCGGGAUGCUGCUCUUGUGGGGCUUCUGCAUAGACGGGUGUUCGCGCUCCAUCUGCGGCAUUACAAUGACGCCUUGCUGAUCCAUGAUACGGUCCGUGCUGUGGAUGCUUUAGCCACGUUGCAGGAUUUCUAUAAAAGGGAACGAGCCACGAAGACCCAGGUCAUGCAUGCUGAGCGCUGGCUGCUGAAGCUUUUCGAUGACCACAAGGGGGAAUUGACUCACCUGGCACAGCAUGGUCCAGAGAACCCCAAACUAGAGAUGCUGAAACAAAUCCUGCAGGAGCAGUUCCGGAACUCCAGUAGUCCUCAAGGCAUCAUCUUCACCCGCACCCGCCAGAGUGCUCACUCGCUCCUGCUCUGGCUCCAGCAGCUGCCUGGCUUGCAAACUAUGGACAUUAGAGCCAGCGUGCUCAUCGGGGCAGGCAACAGCAGCCAGACCACCCACAUGACCCAGAAAGAGCAGCAAGAAGUGAUCCGAAAGUUCCGGUGUGGCACACUGAACUUCCUGGUGGCCACCGCUGUGGCAGAGGAGGGGCUGGACAUACCCCGGUGCAACGUGGUCGUGCGCUAUGGCCUCCUGACCAAUGAGAUCUCCAUGGUCCAGGCCAGGGGCAGGGCCCGGGCUGGCGAGAGCGUGUACUCCUUUGUGGCCACUAAGGGCAGCCGGGAGUUGCGGCGGGAGCAGACCAACGAGGCACUGGAGACACUGAUGGAGCAGGCAGUGGCUACCGUGCAGUUGAUGGACCCAGAUGAGUUCCAUGCCAAGCUGCGGGAGCUGCAGUGCUCGGCGCUGGUGCAUCGCAAAGCCCAGGCGGCCCAGCGGGAGAAGAGGAAGCAGGAGUUCCAGGCCCAGCAGGUGCAGCUGCUGUGCAUCAACUGCACGGUGGCUGUGGGGCACGGGAGCGACCUGCGGAAGGUGGAGGGAGCCCACCAUGUCAACGUGAACCCCAACUUCUCGAUCUACUACAACAUUUCCCCGCAACCAGUCGUCAUCGACAGAGUCUUCAAGGACUGGAGCCCCGGGGGUGUCAUUAGCUGUAAGAAUUGUGGGGAGGUCUGGGGUCUACAGAUGAUCUACAAGUCCGUGAAUCUUCCAGCUCUCAAGAUCCGCAACAUUUUGCUCCAGACCCCGCAUGGGAGGAUCCAGGCCAAGAAGUGGUCCCGCGUGCCCUUCCGGGUCCCCGAGUUCAACUACCUGCAGCACUGCACCGAGAACUUGUCCUUAGCCUGAACGUCUUGUGAUAGCACUGCCCACUUUAGGCUGCAGGGGGCAGCAGAGCCCGCAGCAACCUCGCUUUUCCCCUUCCCGCCUGAGCUCUGGCUCUGAGGGUCUCCCAGUUUGACUUGGAACUCCCUCACUGAGAAAGCAGUGGGGAGCCCCCUUUCUCCUCACACAGACACUUCCACAGGCAAUGAAUUCGGUGGGGGUGGAGGCGGGUGGGGCCAAACUGAUGCAGCUUCUCACAUGUAUUAAAUAGGGUAGGGAUGGGAAACUGAGGCAGGAAAUGAAAUACACUUCCCCUGGCCUCUUCAUUCUUUCCCCUUUCAAGGUUUAUAUUUUUAAGACUUUCCCCAUAGAUUAGAAAAAAAUAAAUUGGUAUCUAAAA